AUACAUCUAUUUUGCUUAAAAUGAGUAAAUUUUACUCAAACCAAAUAGCAAUCCUUUCGCAGAAAUUCGACCACCGUACAGAUCGUCUCUGCAGCUGGAGCUCGACCGAUCGAGAAGAGGGGAGGCAAAACUAAACCGCAUCUGGCAACGUCGAUUUUUUAUCGGGCACCUUCGCUGAAGGAAGGUAAAGCAAGAUUCUAGUUGGAGAGAGAGACUCAUUGAUUCAACCACACGUACGCACACCGUUGAAUGUGUGAGUCACCGGCAUUGAGUACACUUCUACUUAUACGAGCGCAGACUCUUUCCUGUCUGUCUGCUUCGCGCGACUCAACGCCAAGCGCCGAAGAGUCAGUGUGCAACGUGCCGCCGACUCGUUCAUUUCAACGAACAAGUCGUUCGUGGUCGCCCUGACUGAGAAACUAGAAAGGUGACCCAGCUCGAGGACACGAUCCGAACGACGGGUUAGAAACUGAGAUUCUCCGGUUUCUAUAAAUGGAAGAAGUCUUCUUCGUGGCCGCAGAUACGCCGAAGAAAUUGCAUUGAUACGAUCGAGGGAGGGAGAGUCAAACGAGAUAAACAAUGGAGAUUCUUGGGAUAAAAUUUGCGCCGUUUAACGUGCCGUUGAAACGGCGACUGGAAACACUUUCCGUUACAGUUUGGGUCGUUCUAAUAAUAACCGGCAACUUUCUCGGCUAUGUACUCGCCGGCUACCUGCUUCUUUACACAGAGUACGUGCGAUACCUUAUGCCGAUCUAUUUUCUUUAUAUGUACUACGACUGGGACACGUGCAACAAAGGCGGUAGAAGUGAAAGGUGGUGCAAGUGGCUGAGGAACUCCGCAUGGAUGCGCAACUACUGCGAUUACUUCCCGUUGAAAUUGGUAAAGACUACCGAUUUGGAUCCGACGCGAAACUACUUGUUUUGCAGUGUCCCGCACGGGAUUAUGUCCUCAGGCAUCUGCGGCGCGUUUAGCUCGGACUUCCUCGGCUGCAAACAGUUGUUCCCGGGACUCGAAAUACGGGUCGUGAUCCUGGAUCAACAUUUCAAGGUCCCGUUCUUCCGCGAGUAUGCUUAUAUGAACGGUGCUGUGAGCAGCUCCUCGGAGAGUUUGAACUAUCAGCUAUCGACGAAACCUCCUGCGCCGUACACGGGCAAGAUAACGAUUCUGAUCGUCGGAGGAGCAUCGGAAUCGUUGGAGUGUCAACCGGGCACGUAUCGCACCCUGGUAAAAAAGCGAAAAGGCUUCAUAAAGCUGGCACUGAAGCAUGGGACUCCCUUAGUGCCUGUUAUUCCGUUUGGGGAAACGGAUCUGUACGACCAGUUUUACAGACCUGAGGGGACGUCCUUCAGAAAGUUUCAGCACUAUGUUCGUAAGAUAAUCGGUCUGGCACCGGUUGUCCUGAAGGGACGUGGACUUUUUCAAUACUCCUUCGGAGUAGCCCCGCAUCGGAGGCCUAUCACCGUUGUCGUCGGCAGUCCUCUGGACGUACCAAAGGUAGAGGAACCGACGAGAGAACAGAUCGACGAGUACCACGAGAAGUUCAUCAAACACACGAUAGAUCUGUUCGAAACUCAGAAGCACAAAUACAUAAAAAACGCGGAAUCGGUGAAAAUGGAGCUACUGUCGUGAUACGAAUCGCAAAACAAUUACAAAUUGUAAAGGGUUGAAGCGUUAGAAGAGAAAUAAAUUACUUACUAGAUA
Molecule: messenger RNA, 1701 nt
Organism: Ceratina calcarata
Lineage: Eukaryota; Metazoa; Arthropoda; Insecta; Hymenoptera; Apidae
Product: 2-acylglycerol O-acyltransferase 1
Exons: 6
Coding region: 580-1629 (349 amino acids)
Biological process (GO): triglyceride biosynthetic process
Cellular component (GO): endoplasmic reticulum membrane
Molecular function (GO): diacylglycerol O-acyltransferase activity
Source: RefSeq, a predicted model, not a curated record